AUGGUGUACCCAAAUGCUUUCCAUGGAGCUUGCAUGUUUCACUUACUCAAUAAUUUGAAAGGCAAGUAUGGGAGCCAUGGAGAAGAGCUACAAAUGAAAUUCAUUGCAGCAGCAAAAGCAUACACAAAGACAGAAUGUGAACACUACAUGAGAGGCCUUGAUAGAAUUGAUAGACGCAUUAAGCCCUAUUUAGAAAAAGCCAAGUAUGAAACUUGGGCAAGAUCAUACUCGCCAACAAAAAGAUACACCAUGAUGACAUCCAACAUCGUAGAAUCACUCAACGCUGCACUAAAAGCUGCAAGAAAUCUCCCCAUUGAUAUCUUGGUUGAAUGCCUUAGAAGUUUGGUUCAAAAGUGGGUUUGGAACAACUCAAAUAAUGCAAAUGGAACAUUCACAAAAGUCUCUACAGCAACAGAGAAUGAAUUGAGACAUGACAUUGUUUCAAAAAUGAAGUAUGAGGUCUUGCCUUUCAACACAAUAGAAUACCAAGUUCGUAAUCAAAAGGGGAUAAAUUUCACAGUAAAUAUACAUAAUAGAACAUGUACUUGCAAUAGGUUCCAAGAAGAUGAAAUACCUUGUGGCCAGGCAGUGGCUGUCAUUGCAAAGAGAAACUUGAGUGUGUAUGAUUAUUGUGCAAAAUUCUACAGAACAGAAACGUUGAAAGCAUUGUAUCAAGAAAAUGUUCAUCCUUUGCGACAUAAAGAUGAAUGGAAUCUCCCACAACACUUGGACAUAAUAGUGAUGCCUCCAAAUGCAACAAUCCCUGCAGGAAGACCAAGAAAGAAACAAAUAAGAUCAAGAGGGGAACAUAAAGUAAUAAUCACCUGUGGGAAAUGUGCACAACCAGGACAUAACAGGAAGACUUGCAGGAAUCCUCCAUUUGAGAAGCCAAACAAACAGAAAAAGCCAAAGACAUAG
Molecule: messenger RNA, 918 nt
Organism: Humulus lupulus (European hop)
Lineage: Eukaryota; Viridiplantae; Streptophyta; Magnoliopsida; Rosales; Cannabaceae
Exons: 2
Coding region: 1-918 (305 amino acids)
Molecular function (GO): zinc ion binding
Source: RefSeq, a predicted model, not a curated record